This is a messenger RNA of Phragmites australis (common reed), 1128 nucleotides long. Its product is annotated as peroxidase 57-like. Gene Ontology annotation, biological process: hydrogen peroxide catabolic process; response to oxidative stress. NCBI's taxonomy places the organism in Eukaryota, Viridiplantae, Streptophyta, Magnoliopsida, Poales, Poaceae. Gene Ontology annotation, molecular function: peroxidase activity; heme binding. The transcript has 2 exons. The coding region runs from base 41 to 1030 and encodes 329 amino acids. The record is from RefSeq and is a predicted model, not a curated record.
UUCAAGAGCUAAAUAGAGUAGUAUAGCAAGUCCAGGAUCGAUGGCGUCAGCAGUGCGCACGGGUGCGGCGGCGCUGGUGGUGGCGCUCGCGGUGUUGGCUCUCGCCGGCGGCGGCCACGCGCAGCUGCACUAUGGGUUCUACAAGGGCAAGUGCAACGGCAGCGACGUGGAGGCGGUGGUGCAGGGUAUCGUGAAGGCCCGCUUCGCGCGCGAGAGCCCCAUCGUCGCCUACCUCCUGCGCAUGCAGUUCCACGAGUGCGCCGUCAAUGGCUGCGACGGCGGUCUGCUGAUCGACGGCCCCGGCACGGAAAAGACGGCGCCGCCGAACCUGAGCGUGAAGGGCUACGACCUCAUCGCGGCCGUCAAGGCGGAGCUGGAGCGGAGGUGCCCCGGCGUCGUGUCCUGCUCCGACAUCCAGAUCCUGGCCACCAGGGACGCCGUGGCGCUGGCCGGCGGGCAGGCAUACUCUGUGCGCACGGGGCGGAGGGACCGCCGCCAGUCCCGGGCCUCCGACGUCAAGCUCCCGGCGCCGGAGUACACGGCGGCUCAGGCGGUCGCGUUCUACGGCACGAUGGGUCUGAGCGCGUUCGACACGGUUCUCCUGCUGGGCGCGCACACGGUGGGCGCCACGCACUGCAGCGCGAUCAAGAGCAGCCGACUAUACGGGUACGGCGGGAAGGUCGGCGCGACGGACCCCGGUAUGGACCCGUACUACGCGUUCGUGUACAAGAACUGGGUGUGCCCCAACACGGCGUCGUCGGACGGCAACCUCGUGUUCCUGGACGAUCAGUGGAGCGCGCUGCGGGUGGACAACAACUACUACAAGAACCUGCAGCGCCGCCGCGGCGUGCUCUCCGUCGACCAGAACCUGUACAACGAUGGCUCCACGCGCUGGAUCGUGGACCUGCUCGCCAACAAUGCCGGCCUCUUCCAGUCGCUGUUCCCGCAGGCGCUCAUCAAGCUCAGCGAGGUCAACGUGCUCACCGGCACGCAGGGGGAGAUCCGCAAGGUCUGCAGCAAGUUCAACUGAUCAAGCCAUGCAUCCAUACUCCAUUCAUAGAGUCUUCUUCUUCUUCUGUUGAUUUGUAUGUCAUGCUUGAUUCAUUCUUUGUGUCGGAUUUUGUAACA